AUGGCAUCUUCAUCAUCUUCUCCUUCUGCUCCGGCAUUUUCUUCUCAAUCAUGGAAGUACCAUGUUUUUCUUAGCUUUAGAGGAGAAGAUACUCGCAGGAAUUUUGUAGAUCAUCUCUACUCAGCUCUUGAACAGCAAGGGAUCUACACCUACAAGGACGAAGAAACACUUCCUCGAGGCAAAUCGAUCGGUCCAUCUCUUAUGAAAGCUAUAGAAGAAUCUCAGAUUGCUGUCAUCAUAUUCUCAGAGAACUAUGCAGACUCUUCAUGGUGCUUAGAUGAACUUGCAUAUAUUAUGAAAUGCAAGGAUACAAAAAGCCAAAUCAUUAUCCCCAUAUUCUAUGGUGUGGAUCCCUCUGAUGUACGAAAACAAAAACGAAAAUACGGAGAAGCAUUUGCCAAACAUGAGUUAGAGAACAAGAAGAAAGCUAAAUCUUGGGGACAAGCAGUUACGGAGGACCUUUGGGGAUGGCUCUUUAACCCCCGAGAACAAAACCGAAAAUACAGAGAAGCAUUUGCUAAACAUGAGUUGGAGAACAAAACCAAGGUUGAGUCUUGGAGAAAAGCACUUGUGGAUGCAAGUAACCUUUCUGGAUGGGAACCCAAGCAUGUUGCCAACGGGCAUGAAUCAAGGGUUAUCAAAGAAAUUGUUGACACGAUUUCACAUAGGUUGCAAUUAGUACCCUUAAGUGCCAAUAAGAAUUUGGUCGGAAUGGCGGCUCGGAUGCAACGUUUGAAAUUAGAGUUACAAAUUGGGUCGGGAGGUGUGCGCAUGAUCGGAAUAUGGGGGGUUGGGGGUGGUGGUAAGACUACUCUUGCAUCUUCCAUUUAUGAUGAGAUCUCUAGCAAUUUCGAUGGGUGUUGCUUUGUGAAAAAUAUCCGGGAGAAAUCAAGCAAGAAUGGUUUGGUAAGCUUGCAAAAAAAACUUAUUUCUGGCGUUUUGAAACAAAAGGAAGUACAGGAAUUAGAGAGAGUUGAGGAAGGAAGACGCAUGAUAAUUGAUAGAUUAUGCCAUAGAAAGGUCUUUAUUGUUCUUGAUGAUGUCGAUAAGCUUGACCAACUAGAAGCGUUAGCUGGAUCACAUGAAUGGUUUGGUGAAGGAAGCCGAAUAAUAAUCACAACUAGAGAUGAGCAUGUAUUAAAUGCAAACAGAGUCGAUGUUAAGCACAAUAUUAGCUUGUUAAACAAUGAUGAAGCUAUUAAGCUCUUUCGCAAGCAUGCACGCCGGGAUUACACAUCCAUGGAAGAAUAUGAGCAGCUUAUAAAAGAGGUGGUCUCUUAUGCUGGUGGGCUUCCAUUAGCACUUGCAGUUCUUGGUUCCUUUCUAUGUGACAAAAACAUUAAUGAGUGGAGGAGUGCGUUAGCCAGGCUGAAAGAGAUUCCAAAUGAUAACAUUGUGGAAACACUAAAAAUCAGCUUUGAUGGACUUACAAAGGUUGAAAGAGAGUUGUUCCUUGAUAUUGCAUGUUUCUUUAGGGGGAGGGAGAAAGACGAGGCAAUGGAGAUACUUGAGGCUUGUGGUUUUCAUCCAGUUAUAGGAGUGAAGGUGUUAAUACAAAAGGCUCUCAUAACUAUUUCAAAAGAUGGACAUUUUGAGAUGCAUGAUCUGGUGCAAGAAAUGGGACACCACAUUGUUAGAGGGGAACGUCCUAACAAUCCUGAAAAACAUAGCAGAGUUUGGAAGGAGGAAGAUGUUGCAAAAAUAUGUGAUAUAGAUGCAACCAAGGAACUUGACAAUAUUGAAGCAAUUAUAAUGGUUUUCCGGUUUCAGCCAGCAAAAAAUCAAGAACAAGAUCUUCAUUCGGUUGUUGCAUACAUGAAGAACCUUCGGUAUAUAGAAUCGUUUGGUGAUCCUGCAAAAUCAUUGUUUAAUGACAUUCCACUAAGGGAGCUUUGUUGUCUUAUAUUGUUCUCGGGUUCGCAAAACCAACUUUGGGAGGGUUGUAAGUUGCUGCCAAGUUUGAAGUUAUUGAGAAUUUGUGAUAUGUAUAACCUAAUCAUGACACCAGAUUUUAAUGGCCUUCCAAAUCUUGAAAGAUUCCGUGUGUAG
Molecule: messenger RNA, 2049 nt
Organism: Lactuca saligna
Lineage: Eukaryota; Viridiplantae; Streptophyta; Magnoliopsida; Asterales; Asteraceae
Source: the annotation of a GenBank genome assembly